Messenger RNA from Diorhabda sublineata, 1981 nucleotides. Its product is annotated as cytochrome P450 4d2-like. Lineage: Eukaryota; Metazoa; Arthropoda; Insecta; Coleoptera; Chrysomelidae. Bases 296 to 1798 code for a protein of 500 amino acids. The transcript is spliced from 10 exons. The record is from RefSeq and is a predicted model, not a curated record. Gene Ontology annotation, molecular function: heme binding; oxidoreductase activity, acting on paired donors, with incorporation or reduction of molecular oxygen; iron ion binding.
AAUAUAAACACUUGCUUUUAAAGCAAGUAUAUUAGUAUAUUGACAAACAACAAACCUAGGGGAACAGUUAAAUAUUAAAUCAUUAGUGAUUAGUUUAAUGAACAACUGAUCAACUGUAAAAAACGUGGCAAUUGGACGACCAGAACAUUCACCAUCAUAGGUAUCUCUACGACCACGUUUAAACUCAGCAAAACAAUUGAAAAUGGUUCUUUUCGAUGAAGCGGAGGCCAGAUAACACUUCUGAAGCCAUUGCUGAUCUUAACAUCGAAUUUAUACCAUAGGAUACUCACGAAGAAUGGCGUUAUUCUUGAUAUUGAUUGGAAUUACGACAAUAUCCUUAUUUAUUUAUAUGUGGAUAAAAAUUACUAGGCUGAGAAAAAAAUUGAAAUGGAUACCAGAAACUCCAAAAUUACCAAUUUUUGGUAAUAUAUUUGAUUUCAAGAAACCUACAGAAUUGCUGAACGUGUUCGGUCGUUACCUCAAUUCGUAUGAUGGGCUCUGUUCAAUAGAAUUAUUAACUCAAAAAAUAGUACUUUGCACAGAUCCUGAGAUGAUAAAAUUCAUUCUAAGUACAACUGAAAUUUUGAAUAAGAGCGAGCACUACAAAUUACUGUCGAACUGGUUAGAACAAGGACUUCUAACAUCUGAUGGUGAGAAAUGGAAAAAAACUAGAAAAAUAUUGAAUCCGUCAUUCCAUUUUUCUUUUUUGACAACAUUUAUUGAUAUUUUCGAGAAAAAUAGUAGACGUCUAGUUGAAUUAUUGGACAAAGAAACUACAAAUGAUAGCGUAGAUGUUUUACCCUAUCUCACAAUGAGUUCGCUAGAUGUUAUAUGUGAAGCAGCAAUGGGUACUUCAAUCAAUGCUCAAAAUAAUCCAAAAUCAGAUUACGUUAGUGCUGUACGAGAAAUGUGCAGAUUUUUGAUGGAGAGAGCAUUUUCUCCAAUAAAAAUGUUUGAUAUAACCUAUUGUCUAACACCUGAUUAUUAUAAAGAAUUGAAAUGUGUCAAAUUCCUUCAUUCCUAUGCCAUGGAUAUUAUAAAUUCAAGACAGCAAAAUAUGAGACUCAGAAGAGAAGAGAAGGCGCAUAUUGAUAAUGACAUGGGAAUAAAGAAGAGAAAAGUAUUUUUAGAUUUAUUAUUAGAAGCCAAUAUAGAUGGUAAACCUCUUACCGAUAGAGAAAUUAGACAAGAAGUUGAUACAUUUAUUUUUGCGGGAUAUGAUACAACGGCUCUAGCUAUUGGUUUCACCCUAUAUUCUCUAUCAAUUCAUAGAGAUAUACAGGAAAAAGCAGUAGAAGAGCAAAAACAAAUUUUUGGCAAUGACAGGAAUAGGAUCAGUACAAUCCGUGAUUUACAGGAUAUGAAGUAUUUGGAACUAAUAAUAAAAGAAUCUUUGAGACUAUACCCCCCGGUAGCAUUUAUUGCUCGAACAGCUGAUAGAGAUAUCGAAUAUAAAGAUGGAAAUAUAAUACCAAAUGGUACAACGGUCCUCAUAUUGAUAUAUUGGAUCAAUAGGAAUCCGAAGUAUUUUCCAUGUCCUGAUAAAUUUGAUCCUAGUAGAUUCGAGGAUAUUUCUAAUUUACCUCCUUAUACAUAUGUACCCUUCAGUGCUGGCCCUAGAAAUUGUAUAGGUCAAAAGUUUGCUUUGCUAGAAAUGAAAUCAGUAAUAUCCAAGAUACUGAGAAAUUACGUGAUUCUGUCAAGUGGCCACAAAAUGAACUUAAUAGCUGAAACUUUUCUGAAGUCUUCUAAUGGCAUGAGAGUGAAGCUCCGAAAAAGGGUCUGGAAUAAUAUAUAGUUAGGUGCAAUUUUAAAGCGGUAGUCACAACAAAAUCUAUUCAAAAUGAAAGGGCUUUGAACCAAUAAAUAUUGAAAAACAAUUGUUCUAUAAAUUCUAUACAUUUUAUAGCUAAGUAUUGACAUAUGAAUGUGAAUCAUUACAAAAAAUUGUAAAAUUGAAUUAAUAAAGAAUUUCAAGGUC